Vitis riparia (riverbank grape) is the source of this 749-nucleotide messenger RNA. RefSeq lists its product as uncharacterized. Lineage: Eukaryota; Viridiplantae; Streptophyta; Magnoliopsida; Vitales; Vitaceae. Gene Ontology annotation, cellular component: chloroplast thylakoid membrane. Bases 68 to 547 code for a protein of 159 amino acids. The record is from RefSeq and is a predicted model, not a curated record. The transcript is spliced from 5 exons.
AUGAAUAAAUAAGCGGCGACAAAAGCGGAUAGAGUUCGGUGUUGGAAUUGGGUGGACAAACUUUGAUAUGGUGUCGUCAAGUCUUCUUCCCUUCAAUGGUGCCCUCUUUCAAUCCAUACCACACCCUCCAACCAUCUUCUUCCAGAGGGGAUUGAGAAGAGGCCAAGAUGCAAGCCUUGUUAUACCUAGAACUGCCCAUAGCACGAGGGGUCAAGCAUUUCAAAUCUUGGCCAAUCCUAAUGUAUCUGCUGGAAAAGGAAAUUCUGAUAAGGAAGUAGUAAUGGUAGAUCCUUUGGAGGCGAAGCGUUUAGCUGCCAAACAGAUGCAAGAAUUUAAAGCAAAAGAGAAACUCAAGGUGAAGGAACUUCCAUUUCCAUCAAUAAACUUGAUGCUCUAUGUGAGAAGACGUAGAAUUGAGGCGAUUAAUGGUGCAUGGGCAAUGCUUGGUCUAACAGCUGGAUUAGUCAUUGAAGGUCACACUGGAAAUGGCAUUCUUGCUCAGCUGGCUGGAUACUGGGGCGCCAUUGUCAGGUUUUUUGUGCGAUAGGCAUUAUGGAUGAAAGGCUUGAGUUGCUGGAUCACUCUUUCAAAUUGACUUUGUGAUUUGUAAGAUACUUCAUAUUCAUUGUUGCUUCUCUCAUUCACCUAAUGUUGCUUGUACCAUUUUUACUAUCUCACCCCUUCCUAUUUGCCCGUUAACGUUUUAUGACAUUCUUUUUGAUAAGGAAUUCAGUGGUUCUUACUUAUUA